Lampris incognitus (smalleye Pacific opah) is the source of this 1917-nucleotide messenger RNA. It is a transcript of the gene tfpia, whose product is annotated as tissue factor pathway inhibitor a. The record is from RefSeq and is a predicted model, not a curated record. Gene Ontology annotation, cellular component: extracellular region. The coding region runs from base 207 to 1067 and encodes 286 amino acids. The transcript is spliced from 7 exons. Gene Ontology annotation, molecular function: serine-type endopeptidase inhibitor activity. Gene Ontology annotation, biological process: negative regulation of peptidase activity. NCBI's taxonomy places the organism in Eukaryota, Metazoa, Chordata, Actinopteri, Lampriformes, Lampridae.
UGAGCACGAAAAGGCGUAAUUCAGAGGAAAAAAACAAAGUUGUGCCAAAAGGGAUGCCCCGCUGAACGAAAUCUAAUGGGAAUUUCCUUUCACUAUCACUCUCCCGGGGUUGGGCUGUUAUCAGCCGGAAGUGCACACCCACAUGCGAUAAUGAAGUUUUGCCUUCCAACUUUACAUUCACUUCGCCCCAGCCUCCGUCCACAAGCAUGGCUCUCACCAACAAGUGGUGGAUUUCCUGCGUCGUGUCGCUGUCCUUCGUCGCCUGUUUAGGCUCCUGCGAUACAGAUGACGAUGAUGGACUGCAGCCUGAUCUCUUUAUCUUCAGUGAGGUGUGUGCCAUGAAGGAAGACGUGGGGCCCUGCAAAGCCAUUAAGGAGCGAUUCUUCUUUGAUGUUGACACAGGCCGCUGUACGCCAUUUCAAUAUGGAGGCUGCGCGGGAAACGGAAACAACUUUCAUACCUUAGAGGCAUGUGAGCAAAUGUGUGUGGUAACAGCUGACAAGAGCCCGUGUCAUCUAGAAGAAGCUCCCGGGCCCUGUCGAGGCUUGGUGACACGUUUCUUCUUUGACAGCAAGAGUCAGGAGUGCAAGCGUUUCUUUUACGGCGGUUGCCUUGGCAAUGCCAACAAUUUUAGGAGCAUGGCAGACUGCCAGGCAAGAUGCCAGAAUCCAGGAAACAAGUCUGUGGCACCAGAAGUUGAGACUGUGCAGCCUACCAGAAUAUCCAGCAGAGAGCCACUAAAACGAGCCGGGGAAUUCGCAUUGAGCCAACCACGAGUACACCUGGAUGCCCAUCAUCAACCUAUAGGUUUCAUGCCACCUGCGUUCUGCCUCACUCCUAUCGAGAGGGGAACCUGUGAAGGGGAAGAUACGAGAUUUGGGUACAAUCCCAAGACCAGGAAGUGCCACGUGUUCCGCUACAGCGGUUGCGGGGGGAACAAAAACCAUUUCCGACGCAAGAAACAAUGCAUGAAGACGUGCAUGAACGUGAAGACUAAGGAUAAUGGAACGAAGCAGAUCAGAAUAAAGAAGAAAAAUCUGAAAAACAUCGUGUUUCAUGUCGUCUGAAAAAUGUCCUUUCCAUUUGAUCAUACACUACUUUUAAUUCAAUUUUAUUUUUGUACAUUUUUUUUAUUUCGCUUGAAUGUACUGUUUUGUAUUCAUGUAGUGUUACUUGUACAAAAACCGAUUCAUAUGGUUCAUGGUUCAUAUGGUUGAUAGUAAUUGCAUUUUUAUUUUCAUUCCAUAUUGCAACUGAAAAAAAAUGUAAUUGCUACUGCUUGGAUAAACAAUACAUAUUUUUUGCUGACAUACAGUCCCUUCUCAAUGCCGAUGCUUUUCAUAUCCCUACUGACUGUCGGUAAAAACAUACAAAUCUUCAAAAAGCAUGUUUUAAAUAUUAGAAUUACUAGUAAAGCAUCAGGUUUUAACAGGUAUUAAAUUUGCCAUAGUAAGAACUAAGUUGGAAACAGAUACCAUUGGUAUAUGGUUAUGAAGCUUAGUCAAACACAAAUGACUGCGCUUUCAAAACAAGUUGCAAAAUUAAAAGAAAAAAAUGAAAAAAUAAUCAUGCAUAUAUCUAUAUAUCUUUUAUGUUUUUUUUUUUUUUGCUGACAGCAGCAGUGUGUCCUCUAAUUUCGCUGUACAGAUUUUAACAUUGUUUGUUGAAAAGCUCCUGUGUUUUAUAUCAAUGUGAACUUUAACGCUAUCAAACCAAUAGACUUGAAAAUCAAAGAUUUUUUCUCAUUAAGGCAGCAACUGAACAUGGACCGUUUUCAAGCAAAUGCAUUAAUCACACAUUUUCUUGCCAAACAAAAUCAACCAUUACCAAAUGUAUACAAGACCACUGCUGUCUAUGUGAGAAUUAAUGUUUUGUUUUGUUUUUUUUUUAAAUCAAUAAAAUGGCAUUGUCUGUGGC